CAUUCAUUCAGACGUUUAAACCAUUAUUUGUUGAGAUAAUGAGAGCGCAUGCCUUCAUUGAAAUCUAUUUUAAAUUCUGGUCUCAAGAAUCAGUUUUGAGUCCAUUCUUUCGUGUGAGAGGAUCCCUAAAGUGAGAGUUGUUUGUGAGAGAAGUCUGAGAAAGUCUUCGCUUCUUUUGAAUUCAUACCCAAAUAGUUAUAAGAAAUGGCAGAUCUUAAACCACCGGAAGUUGAAAAGGCGAGACUGCACUUCGAUAUCUAUGACUUCGAGGGCGAAUCCAAAGUAGAUUAUGUGAAUCUUUGUGAUUUAUUGCGAUCACUAGAUCUGCGCCCGACGUGUGCCAUGAUUGAGAAGAACGGCGGAACCAAGAAGAAGGGCGAGAAAAAGAUGAGUUUUGAAGAAUUCCUUCCCAUCUAUAGUCAAGUAAAGAAAGAGAAAGAAGUCGGAGCUUUCGAGGACUUUAUGGAGGGUUUGAAAGUGUACGACAAGGCCGAGAAUGGGACGAUGUUGGCCGGCGAGUUGGCGCACAUCCUCCUCUCAUUAGGAGAGAAAUUAAAUGACCCCGAAGUGGAAGACAUCCUGAAAGCGGCUGCGGGUCAGGAGGACGAGGACGGCUUCAUUAAAUACGAAGCAUUCAUACGGAACGUAAUGGCCGGUCCCUACCCUGAAGAAGCCAAAUAAAAUUCACCACAAAAUCCAAUAUUAAUUAUAACUUAAAUUCGAUACAUAAUUAUAUUUCCAUUGAUUUGAUAAAAACGUUAAAUUUUAUUUCAAAUCAUAGGAAAAGGAAACAUUUUAUUAAUAAUAUAAAUAUUUAAAAGCUGUUAAAAUAUCGUUUAAAAUUUAAAUAUUUAACUUCUAUUAUAAAUUAGAUCUAAAAUCUGAUAACUAUUUUCAGAACAAUUUUGAUCCC
Messenger RNA from Oppiella nova, 913 nucleotides. The record is from the annotation of a GenBank genome assembly. NCBI's taxonomy places the organism in Eukaryota, Metazoa, Arthropoda, Arachnida, Sarcoptiformes, Oppiidae.